CACACUGUUUACAUGGAGUUUGUGUUUAUACUGCACACUCGUAUGAUUACAGCAGCUGACUUAUCGAUCGUCUGAUAAAUAAUUUAGCUACUACUUGCUCAUUUUACAUAAGAAACAGUCGGCUAGAGGAAAGAAGUGUUGCACUGCAGAAAGGUUUCAGUCCGCACAGCUGCACAGAAAUGAUGAAGAAGGCAACAGCAUUGAUAUACGAUGAGGAGAUGACCAAAUACAAGCUGCUCUGGGUUGACCCUGUGUGUAAGAUCGAGGUUCCCGAGCGUCUGACUGUGAGUCAUGAAGCUCUGAUUAAGAGUGGUCUGGCUGAUCGCUGUGUCUCUGUACCAGUCCGUGAGGCGACCGAUGCAGACAUUCUGCUGGUUCACAGUGAGGAAUACUUGGAGGCAGUGAAGAAGACUCCCUACAUGACUUUGGAGGACCUGGAGGAGUUCACCUUGCAAUAUGGUGACGUCUACUUCCACCCGAACAUCUAUCACUGCGCCAAGCUGGCUGCAGGGGCCACACUGCAACUUGUAGACAGUGUUAUGACGGGGAAGGUGAGGAAUGGCAUGGCUCUGGUCAGACCUCCAGGACACCACAGUAUGCGCAGUGCUGCCAACGGAUUCUGUGUGUUCAAUAAUGUGGCCAUAGCAGCUCGAUAUGCAAAGCAAAAAUAUGGGAUCAAAAGGGUUUUGAUAGUUGACUGGGACGUGCAUCACGGUCAAGGGGUGCAGUACUUUUUUGAGGAUGAUCCCAGCGUGCUCUACUUCUCAUGGCACCGCUAUGAGCAUCAGAAAUUCUGGCCUCAACUUCGAGAAUCAGACUACGACAUUGUCGGCAAAGACAAAGGCGCAGGAUUCAAUAUAAAUGUACCGUGGAACAAGGUGGGAAUGAAGAACAGUGACUACCUGUCAGUCUUCUGUCACGUCCUUCUGCCAGUCGCGUACGAGUUUUGCCCAGACUUGGUCCUGGUGUGUGCAGGCUUUGACUCAGCCAUCGGUGACCCAGAGGGGGAAAUGUGUGCCAGCCCAGACAUCUUUGCUCACCUCACUCACCUGCUGAUGAACCUCGCAGGAGGGAAACUGUGUGCUGUGCUGGAGGGAGGAUACAACCUGACUUCCCUCCCGCAGUCUGUGUGUCAAACGGUUCAGACUUUGCUCGGAGAUCCUGCACCCCCACCUGCAAACCUUGAUGGUCCCUGUGAGAGUGCCCUUGAAUCCCUUCACUGUGUCCGGUCAGCUCAUAAGCAGUACUGGUCGUGCCUCAAACAUGCAGCUGAUCUACCCACCUCUGAUAUCAGCACAAAGCGCAUUAAAUUAGCAGAAGAAGAAGAACAGUCGGAGAAGGGAGAGGAGACAAGUGCGCAGGAAAAGGUGUGGCCAGAGCCUCCCAAACGUGUCAGUCCUCCUAUCCGCACUGCUGUCGUCCUCCCUAACGGUGUGGCCUGUCCGGACGGAUGUGAACGCUUCAGCUCAUCAGAGGAUCCCGACCCGCUCAUAGUCAGCAAACUCAGGGAGAAUUUCGCUGAAGAUGGAGAUGAUGCUCUCACAACCCUCUCCAGUCUUACUGCCCUCGUAGAGAAAAUGGAGAAGAAUGAGAUCUGCAGUGGCUUGGCGCUGGUCCGGGAUGUCUCCAUGGCGAUGAUGUGUGUUGUCCAGCAUGCUGCAACGGCUCUCAGCAGACGGGUUUUGAUCGUGUGCGUUGGAGACGUGGUCGUCCCGACUCCCAGCACAGAGGACGGGAAAACACUGGUGGUGCAGCUCAGCAACAAGGUGUCAGAGGAACAGAAAUGCAAAUAUUACAUUCCUGUGUGUCUGAAGGAGGGCUGCAGGGAUGUGUCAGGGUUGACACAAGCUGUGCUGGGCCUCCUUCUGCCUCUGGGAUACGAAUAUAACCCCAGUCUGGUUCUGCUGGUUCGGAUGCCAGGUAGUGGGCUGUGUGACAGUGUGUGGCAACAGCUAACAGGCCUGCUGCAGGGGCUGGCACAGGGACACACACUGGUUCUCAUCCAGGAAGGUGAGAAGGCUUGCGUUGCCCCCACAGCCUCCUCUCUCCUCGGGGAUGCUGCCCCUUCUCUGGGUCAGCUUCAGGCUCCUCUACCAGAGGACGUGGAGGCGCUGGAGAGGCUAAGGCUCAGACUCCAGGCAGACUGGAAGCUACUGCAAACUACAGCACCAGGAACUGGAAGCGGUGGUGAGCACUGAAGCCGAUCCUGCUCUUUUUUUUAAUAACAAAAUCAUAAAUCAUAGUCUUGAUAAAAUUUUGUAUUAUUAGGUUAUAUUGUCCAGACGGGGAAUCAAUCAAACACAUUGUGCCCUAAAUAAACUGUAUUUUUGAUGAACUCUGAUAAUUCCAACUCUUAUUUUUGUGUUGUUUUGUUAUUUGUUACUACAAGAGCUCGGGGAACACUUUGUAGGAACGUUGUAAGUAAACACAGUUUGUUUGCAAAUGAUUGCUUCUGUUUUUAUUUACGUUU
Messenger RNA from Chelmon rostratus (copperband butterflyfish), 2470 nucleotides. RefSeq names its product histone deacetylase 10 (gene hdac10). Lineage: Eukaryota; Metazoa; Chordata; Actinopteri; Chaetodontiformes; Chaetodontidae. Gene Ontology annotation, cellular component: histone deacetylase complex. Bases 180 to 2198 code for a protein of 672 amino acids. The record is from RefSeq and is a predicted model, not a curated record. The transcript has 20 exons. Gene Ontology annotation, biological process: chromatin organization. Gene Ontology annotation, molecular function: histone deacetylase activity.